AAUUAAUCACUGAAUCACAGUGUUGAUCACGUUAAAGUAAUUAACAGCAAAGUCAAUAUUUUCAAAUUUUCAGAACUGUUGUAGCUAACGUUAGCUCUGGUCUCUGUACCAGGACUGUUGUAGCUAACGUUAGCUCUGGUGUCUGUACCAGGACUGUUGUAGCUAACGUUAGCUCUGGUCUCUGUACCAGGACUGUUGUUAGAUUUAAAUACUGCAGUUUAUCCAGGUCGACAGUACUUUUAAGUGUAGUCUAAUAGCAGUAGUUUGAGCAGGAAUAUCAUUUUCUUUUUCAUAUAUUUUCUAAUGAUAAAAGGUCAGAUCUGUAACUCCGUCAGCGGUGAGUGACUCUGAGAGGUGUUUAAUCUUCCAGGCUCAGUAAAUCCUCCGUGACGACAUUAGUCUGAAAAUAAAUCAAGACCGGUUCAUUUUAAAUAUAUUGAUCUGGACUUACAGAAGUCCAUCAGAGCGCCCCCUGGUGUUUUUGCUUGGUAUGCCAUGGUGUCAUUCAGCCUCUGUUAUCGCAGAGCCUGGACACACACACACACAGAUUUAAUAUAAUCUGUAAUGUUAGUAAAAUCAUUUGUGCAGAUUAGUUUCAGACUAAAAUAUAAUUUUAAUCCAGGAUGAAAGUCAGAUUAGAUGUUAAACUACAAACACAGCAGAACAACAAGAUGUGUUCAGGUAAAACCACUGUCGUUGUUUAGGACCUAGACUGUUCUGUGGGUUAGGGUUAGGGAGGUGAAAGGUCAUUUCACAUAUUUACCUGUUGGUUGUGGAACAUUUCUCUAGAAUCUGCCGUCGUACCACAUGACUGAUCCAGGCCUGAAGGUUCCAGCUUCUCACAUCUCAUGGUUCCAGCCCUGACGUCGUCGUCGUUCUCUCUGCAGCUCAAAGAUCCCGUGGCCUAACGUGAUUUGAUUUGUCACAGAUUAUCUCCGUUCAUCCAGACGGAGGCAUGUCCGAGUGUCGGCUGAAGAGUUUCCUCCAGGAAACGUCAGCAGAUAAAAACCAAAAACCCAAAACAUGAACACAUGAAGUGUAAAUGUAGAAAACCAACCGUGAUUGGCCGAGGCCCAGAUUCUUUCUGUGAUUUGUGGAACGUGAAUCUUCUCUGUGCUGUGGGGGAAGAGCAGAUCUAAUCCUGACUCCUCCUGGAUUAGACUACUAAUCCUAUUACCACACAGGCAUGAGGUGCAACACCCACUCCCCAGCUACAGCCAAUAACACGGCUCCAUCAUCACUGUCUUCUCUGGAACGUCAGUAACUACAGUAAUCUAAGUAACUGUAUAUGUAGGAGUAACUAGGAGUAGUAAAGUAGUAAUAUUCUAACUGGGAUUAAAUUCAAAUUGACCUCAAAUUGUUGCCCCUGAUUUUAACUGUGCUUCACAAAUUUUUUUUUAACCAAAAAUACUUGAAAAUAUUGACCAAUAAUUUUUUUCAGUGCAAUUAAAUAAAUUAAAUCAAAUUCCAUUUUUUCAGUGCAAUAUUUUUGUCAAUCUUAUAGUAAUAAGACAAGAAUAUUGCACUGAAAAAAAUUAAAUUUUUCAACAGUAAUAACCAGUAAAUUUAGCAGUUUGAAGUAGAGCGUGUAAAGAGUACAAUAUACUGUAUUGUUGUUGUUGUUGUUGUGUUGAGCUGUGACUUCCUGCAGGGAAAGUUUCCAUUGGCUCUGGCUGGCGGUCGGCGUCCCACAGCCCUGAGCUCUGGACCAUCUGUUCAUGACAGCAGAGCAGCAAACACCACAUCUCCAGCCAGUCAGUGAUUGGAGGAGGAGAGGAGCGUCUUCUUAAAAACCCGCAUCUGUCCGUGUGAUGGACUGGACCUGGUCCAGGGUCCAAGGAGAACAGACUGGAGCGUCUGAGACACCCAGGGUCACAGAGAGGACGGAGAACGUCUUCAUGAAGACGGGAGAUCUGAGGAAGAACGGCCGUUCGUCUGGGACCAGGAGGAGGAUGUUCUCCUUCUCACUGAGGUGUCGCCUGGGAGUCAUCAGAGGGAGGGAUGAAGGGCCGUACUCCAAGGGGCCCAAGGAGUCCGGAGCAGCCGAGUCCAGGAAGUCCAGUCUUCCAGAGGAGUGUCGCGGAGUGACCACCGUGGAGCUGAUGAAAAGAGAAGGCAGCGGCCUGGGCCUCACCAUCUCUGGAGGCUCGGACAAAGACGCCAGGCCCAGGGUUCUCAACCUGAGGCCCGGAGGACUGGCUGCCAGGAGUGACCAGCUGAACGUUGGCGACUACAUCCGAUCUGUCAAUGGCAUCAAUCUGUCCAAGCUCCGUCACGAUGAGAUCAUCCGACUGCUGAAGAACAUCGGGGAGCGGGUGGUGCUGGAGGUGGAGUACGAACUACCACAGAGCGGCCAAAGUCCAGGGACCAGAACCAAAACCAUGGAGGUGUGUUUACAUAAGGAGGGCAACAGUUUUGGCUUCGUGAUGAGAGGAGGAUUUCAUGAAGACUGGCGCAGAUCUCGCCCUCUGGUGGUGACCUACGUCCGACCCGGAGGACCAGCUGACAGAGAGGGCACGUUGAGGGCUGGUGACCGCGUGUUGAGCAUCGACGGGAUGCCGUUACACAGAGAGAAGCAUGCAGACGCCCUGACCGUGCUGAUGCAGAGCAGCCAGGAGGCGCUGUUCCUGAUUGAAUAUGACGUCUCUGUCCACGAGUCAGUCCAACAGGCCUCAGGCCCCCUGCUGGUGGAGAUAGUCAGAGGCUCCUCUGCCAGUCUGGGCAUCAGCCUCACAACAACAACGUACAGAGGGAAACAGGUCGUUAUCAUCGACAAGAUAAAGACAGCGAGUGUGGUCGACAGGUGUGGAGCGCUGCGACCUGGAGACGUCCUUCUGUCCAUCAAUGGGACCAGCACCGACCACUGCUCACUGAUGGAGGCCACGCAGCUGUUGGCCAACACUCCUGACACUGUCAAACUGGAAGUCCUCCCGGCCAAUCAGAGCAGACUUCCUGUCCGGCCACAGGACACAGUCAAAGUGCAGAAGAUCAGUCAUCCUCAGUGGGACCAGAGCAGCAGCGCCCCCCACUGUCAGCUCCCUCAUGUCAGCCACGGCAGGACGAGGAGCAGCCCCUGUCACCUCCACAGUCAGCCGGAUCACAGGACUGUGGUCAGUGGCGGCUUCUCUCCUUCCUCCACAGUCACUUCUGGUUUCAGCAGCCAGGGCAGUAACACCUUACCUUGUCCCAUCCCACCCACGACUCCCAGCAGCCCCCGCGGCUCCACGGGGAGGAGGAGAAACAGGAGGAAGGACCACAAGAGCUCACUGUCUCUGUCCUCCAGGUCCGUUGGACCAGGUGGUCAGGUCUUUCAUGUAGAAACCAGUGAGGUCUUCCUGCGGGGGGAUCCACUCACAGGGUUUGGACUCCAGCUGCAGGGGGGGGUGUUCGCCACAGAGGCUCUGUCUGCCCCCCCGGUCGUCCACUUCAUCGAGCCUGACAGUCCAGCUGAGAGGUGUGGUCUGCUGACGGACGUAGAGUCCGUGGUUCCCAGCAGCGGAACCUUCUACGUCAAACUGCCCAAGAGGAGAGACGUGGAGCUGGGGAUCACCAUCAGUGCCAGUAAAAAACCUGGGACGCCGCUCAUUAUUUCUGACAUCAGAAAAGGAAGUACAGCUCACAGAACCGGUACUCUGGAACCUGGAGACCGGCUGCUGGCCAUCGACAACCUGCGUCUGGAGAACAGCACCGUGGAGGACGCCGUGCACGUCCUGCAGCAGGCGGAGGACAUGGUCAAACUGAGGAUCCAGAAGGACGAGGACAACAUCGACGAGCUGGAGAUGAGCGACUCCAUCAUCUACACCGUGGAGUUGAAGAGGUACAACGGACCGCUGGGAAUCACCAUCUCUGGAACCGAGGAACCCUUCGACCCCAUCGUCAUCUCCGGCCUCACCAGGAAAGGCCUGGCUGAGAGGACCGGGGCCAUCCAUGUCGGAGACCGAGUGCUGGCCAUCAACGGAGUCAGUUUGAAGGGGAAGCCACUGAGCAAAGCCAUCCACCACCUGCAGAUGGCAGGAGAGAGCGUCACCCUGAAGAUCAAGAAACAAGUGGAGCACCGUGGAGGCGGGUUCCUGAGUGACACCGAGGACGAGCUGACGGACUUCAACAGGAACAGGAAACACUCGGAGCUCUACUCUGCCACUGGUCCCAGCACAGACUCGGCCAUGAGUUCCUGGGACAGUUUAGGGUUUGACGCCGGCUACGGUCACCGAGGAAGUGAUUUCCAGAAUGUCUCUGACACGCUGCUGGACCCCAACGACUGGAAACGCUCCAGACCCAGGAACCAGACCAGGGCGCCCUCUGCAGGUUCAGAACGCACACCGCUGUUUGACAGCAGGUUGUCUGAGGACGAGGCUGACGCCGUCCCUGGAUUCAUCAGCCCCCGCUGCCGUCGACCCCUGACACAGGACAACGACUUCUGGUCUCUAGCUCUGCAGGACCUGGAGACCUGCGGUCAGUCCCAGAUUCUCCGGGAACUGGAGGCGUCCAUGACAGGAAGUUGUCUGAGUCUGUACCUGGAGGAGACGAGGACCAGUGACGACUCCUGGUUGGAGCCAGAAACCAGUGCCAUAAAAACAGAAGAAGACCAGUCCCAGACUGAAAACAACCUGAACUUGUUGAACAGAGACCCACCAGCCAAGGUCAAAGGGUCAACCACCAGGGCGCGGACCACUUCAGCCCUCACUCUGCACAAGAUAUCGGUCAGAAAAGACCUGCAGAACCACGACUUUGGCUUCAGCGUGUCUGACGGACUCCUGGAGAAGGGGGUCUUCAUCAACAUGAUCCGUCCUGACGGCCCCGCUGACCAGGCUGGGUUAAAGUCCCUGGACCGCAUCCUCCAGGUGAACUGCGUGAGAACCCGGGACUUGGACUGCGGUCUGGCCGUGCCCCUCCUCACGGAGGCCGGAGACAGUCUGGACCUGGUCGUUAGCAGGACAGCGGGGGCCGCGUCUGACGGCGGGGGGGCAGGUGACGGUGAAGAGCCUUCAGACCCACUCCACUGUUUCCAUCAACACCAGUCGACCAAUGGGAGCGUAGCUGUGUGACCACCACCACAGGAGCCGCCCUCUGUUAAACACACACACACUCACAGGGAGUUCAUGUGGGGGGGGGGGCUAAAGAGGGGGCACACACACACACCUCCCCACUCAUGUCCAGUGUACACAACAUUCCCUCACACACACUGACUUCCCCUGGACAUCAUUUGUCACUAACGCACAUGCACAUGCCCCCCC
This is a messenger RNA of Cynoglossus semilaevis (tongue sole), 5234 nucleotides long. Its product is annotated as glutamate receptor-interacting protein 2-like. NCBI's taxonomy places the organism in Eukaryota, Metazoa, Chordata, Actinopteri, Pleuronectiformes, Cynoglossidae. Bases 1812 to 5045 code for a protein of 1077 amino acids. Gene Ontology annotation, molecular function: protein binding. The record is from RefSeq and is a predicted model, not a curated record. Gene Ontology annotation, biological process: neurotransmitter receptor transport, endosome to postsynaptic membrane. The transcript has 25 exons.